AUGCAACAGCCGCCGCAGCCCGAGCAGCCCGCGCCCGUGGGCCUACCGCCGACGCACGUCCGCCCACCAACGAUCGUCACGGGGCAUAGCGUCACGUUCGACGACGCGGCGCCGACGACGGCGGAAGUGACGACCGAGAAGCGCAACCAGUCCAAGUACGACUUUGUCAAGGUCCGCGUCUGGGUCGAGGACCACUUUUACGUGCUCUCGCGCUACUUGGUCUGCCGCGCGCUCGUCUCGACCAAGAUCAACUCGCGCGACGCGGUGACCAUCUCGCUCGAGCUCAAGAAGACGCUCGUGGACCUGGGCCUCGCCGACAUCAAGCAAGAGCAGUUUGAAAACUUCUUGUACAAGACGAUGCUCGUGUAUGGCUACGGCGAGUCGCACGUCGAGUGCUACCGCAUGAUGAGCACGUUCCAUCGAACGCGCACGCCGCUGCUCAUCAUCUUGGCCGGCACAUCGUGCAUGGGCAAGUCGACGCUCGCGACCAAGCUCGCGGACCGCAUGAACCUCUCGAGCGUGCUCCAAACCGACCUCAUUUUCGAGCUCAUGUGCAACUUUUCCGGGCGCUCGGAAACCUCGUUCUCAGACACGGUCUUUGCGUCCGAAGCCGAGUUGCUGCAGCAGUAUGCGGCCGACUGCGACAUUGUGCGCAAGGGCGUCACGAGCGACAUUGACAAGUGCCUCAAGGAAGGCAAGUCGCUCAUCAUCGAGGGGCUGCACGUGGACCCGCGUCUGUACGAGAAGGAGGUGUCCAACCUCGCGUCUGGCGGCAUCGUUGUGCCGUUCCUCCUCACGCUCGACGCCGACGACCACAAGGCGUUCAUCGAAGCGUCGCCCGACCCGCGCUACAAGCUCGAGAAAGCUCCCAACUGCUUCAAGAACCUUCAAGUCGUGCAAAAGGCGCUUCUGGACAAGAAAGGGUCGUUUACGCAGGUGCACGUCAACACGCACUCGUUCAAGAGCACGCUCGACGAGCUCCACGACAUGGUCCUCCAGCGGAUCCAAGAGGCGUAUCGCCAUCGAUCCAAUUUGUCAUAA
Saprolegnia parasitica CBS 223.65 is the source of this 1041-nucleotide messenger RNA. RefSeq lists its product as hypothetical. The record is from RefSeq and is a predicted model, not a curated record. The transcript has 5 exons. NCBI's taxonomy places the organism in Eukaryota, Oomycota, Saprolegniomycetes, Saprolegniales, Saprolegniaceae. Bases 1 to 1041 code for a protein of 346 amino acids.